CCAACAUUUUGCCCGUCUAGUCGCAACUGAAUUUCUUUUAGCCCCGCGUAAAAUGAAGACGGUGAUUGUGGUGGCUGUUCUUUGGCUGCUGGGCCUGAGCUGGGCCAAAAUUGACCAAGUCAAAAAUUACAAGCAAUCCUUCCAUCCGAAUUAUCCAGCUGUCCGGCAGCGGUUUGCUCGUGCCCAGCCCGCCAUCUACGCCCCAGACAAAGCUCUUUCCUGGGUCGACAAUUAUUACGAACGCUCUUACGCUCCUCAACCCUAUAGCUUCGGCUACGAGGUGAACGAUGGAAACAACAACUACGGGCACCAGCAGGAAAGCGACGGAAGCGUCACGACCGGAUCUUACCGGGUUCUACUGCCCGACGGCCGGACGCAAAUUGUCAACUUCCGGGCCGACAAGAACGGAUACGUUGCCGAUGUCAAAUACGAGGUGUCCCUCUUCAGCAAGCCGUCCAGCAGCAGCAGCAGCUCCUACAGCAAUAGAGCACCUGCUGCUGCUCCAGCCCCGAGCUACAAAGUGCCGGCCAAGUCCGCCAGCCCUAAAGCCUGGACGGCCUUUACUCAAUUCAAACCAGCCGCCAAAAGGGCCUCGUACAAAUCCGAUUUGAUUGCCGCUUACGGCUCGAAGGUUAUUCAAGACGGCCCUGGCCGCCCGGCAGGCUCUUACAAAGUGCUGGAUGGAAAUGAAAUUGAAUAUGUUCAACCCACCACGCCCACCACUCCGUCGUACGUAAUAGCCGAGCCAAUUGACGCCUACGACAAUGAUCCGACGACUCCAGUUUACUCUCAAAAUCCAGCAACGACGGAAUACCAGGCCAGCACCACCACCACCACCACUCCGGCACCUACCACUGCUGAAAGGGAUGAUGCAAUAGUCGAUUCCGUGGGGGCGUGGACGGCUUUCAAAGAGGCGGAUGAAAUCACUUCGGCUCCGAUCUACGAAGCCAAAGCUGUUUAUCGAGUUAUUCCGGAAACGGAUUACGCUACCAGUGACCCCCGUCCAGCAUCCGAGUCCUACGUCAACGACAGAGCCCCAGCAAUUAUUCCGGCAGAGUCCAGCAGCAGCAGCCAGGACGUGCGGAUCAGUCCAGCAUAUGGAGAAGUUGAGUCAACCAGCACCACUCCUUAUCAAGCAGCACCUUCCACUCAAACUUACAGAGUGGCACCAGUUCCGUCUUCCCCUCAGUACGAAAUCGCCACACCGGAGGAUGCAGAUUCUCCAGGGCCGUCUACGCCGGCCUAUAGUGUCCAGCCUCCCGUCAGGCCGGCCAUCCAACCUCCCUCUGAACCAAAAAUUCCGCAAGUUCCCAGUUAUGACGAGCCGGAGAGGCCCAGCACAGAAACGUCCAGUCCAACUGACGCCGUUCCGGCCGGAGCUGCCCCAUGGUCAGCCUUCCGGCAGUUGCCGGCUGCCAAUCGGAUCAGACCCGUUCCGUUUUACGCCAGGGAGGGUUACGUGGCUCCGACCACCUUCAAACCGCCAAUCGCCAUCCGAUUUGCAUCAUCAGCAUCGGCUGGAAACUCUCCGGCUCGUCCGGCCGCCGCCGCCUCAUCCCGGCGAGAUUCUUCCGCUCCGGACUGGACCACUUGGACGGCAUUCCGGCCUACUCGUCACCAAUCAUCCGCUGCCACCACUCCGGUCUCUUCUAAUUCCAGAUUGCCAUCACCUCUCAUCUUUAGACAACGAAAAGUUUAAAACAAAUCAGGAAAUCUCUUCCAUUUUCAGUUGUCAUCACCGGAUGAUUAUUAAUUUUUAAAAAUCCGGCUGACGAUUAGUCCUAUUGUUUUCCAUCCAAAAAAUUGCUUUGUACAUAAUCGCUCGAAUGUUCCAUCUACUUAAAUAAAAAAAUUUUAAA
This is a messenger RNA of Daphnia pulicaria, 1859 nucleotides long. RefSeq names its product flocculation protein FLO11-like. Gene Ontology annotation, cellular component: extracellular matrix. NCBI's taxonomy places the organism in Eukaryota, Metazoa, Arthropoda, Branchiopoda, Diplostraca, Daphniidae. The record is from RefSeq and is a predicted model, not a curated record. The transcript has 6 exons. The coding region runs from base 53 to 1699 and encodes 548 amino acids.